Messenger RNA from Candidozyma auris, 609 nucleotides. RefSeq lists its product as uncharacterized. Bases 1 to 609 code for a protein of 202 amino acids. The record is from RefSeq and is a predicted model, not a curated record. NCBI's taxonomy places the organism in Eukaryota, Fungi, Ascomycota, Pichiomycetes, Serinales, Metschnikowiaceae. The transcript is spliced from 2 exons.
AUGGUGAACAUCAAAGAAGCAGCUCCCGAAAGUGAGGAACAAAAAAUCAAGCAGAAAUGCAGUGAGUUGAAGAAGAGAAUACAGGAAGUUGAGGAGUGUAAUGAAGUGUCUCUUCUUGCUCUAUCAAGGACUAGGGCCUCAAUUAGACGAUCUAGGAUACAGCAUGCUGUUCUUUUAGAGAGGCUUCAGGAUCGUUUAUCCUCCACAUCUAGCGCAGAGCCGAACCGUCCGUGGCUGCCUGCGUACUUGGAUGACAACUUUACUUCAAAGAAAAAUUCAGGGCCACCUAAUUCGAGCGUGUUGGGUUCCAAGGAUAAGGUAGACAACCCUCAAUCUCGUGAGAUUUUUGACUACUUCAAAUUUACUGAGGGUAAACAAUAUCAAUCAUCAAGCGAAGAGGUCAAGCAUGAAAUUCUUCGAAAUAAAUGGAACCAAAUGUCUUCUGAGGAACGAUGCACUAUCGCCAAAAGGUUUGAGCUCGAACAAUGUGAGACCAGAGAAAAUCACAUUUGCGAAUCGAAUGAAGUUGAACAAAAGAAUACUGAAUCGGAGGACGAGUUUUCAUCUCGAGAGGUCGAACGGGAAAUCAGGGCAAGAGAGAUUUCAUAG